Messenger RNA from Maudiozyma barnettii, 2151 nucleotides. It is a transcript of the gene OSW2, whose product is annotated as Osw2p. The record is from RefSeq and is a predicted model, not a curated record. Bases 1 to 2151 code for a protein of 716 amino acids. Gene Ontology annotation, cellular component: cytoplasm. The transcript is spliced from 2 exons. NCBI's taxonomy places the organism in Eukaryota, Fungi, Ascomycota, Saccharomycetes, Saccharomycetales, Saccharomycetaceae.
AUGACUAAAGAGGUGUCGUCUCCUUUAACGGCAUUGAUUGUGGGCCAAACACCGACAGCACAAUUCCUAGGUUGGAGAUUAAGUUUAGGAAACGCUUUCAUAAUUUUAUCUUCCAAAUAUGUUUCAAGUGAUAGUUUAGUCUCAUGGAAAUCUUAUAAAUUUGGCGCAAAUUUCUAUGCUCCUAAUAUAUUUGUCAAAGAAGUUCCUGAAUUAAGAGAAAAAUUGAUCGAAGGGGAAAAUAAUGGUACUCGUUACAAAAUAGAUGUGCUAGUAUUAGCACCAAUAUCUCUAGAUGAUUUGAAGACAGAUUGUCAAUUUUUAUCCGAAUUUAUUGAUUCGGAUACCGUGGUGAUGGUAAGUUCAGAUUUUGGUUGUGAAUUAGAACCUAUCGUAAUGGAACAUUUAGAAGGGAAUUUUAAGUGUGUAAUGUCGAUUGUUUGUGAUGUUGAAUGCAGACAAUUAUCCCUUGGUUCAUACGUUUUAGUAAACGAUGAUCAUUGUAUUAUUCAUUUGGGGAUCACAUAUCAUUCUCAAAACUUCGAGGAUAAAGCUAAAUUGGUUCAAAAUAAAUCGAUGGUUAAGAAAGAAUUAUUACAAAUAAAUUCAACUACAAAUAAAUUUUGCGAAAUAUUGACACUCUCCAAAUGGUUACAAGUCAAUAAGAUUUUAUCAAAAACACAAAUGGCUUUAAUGUUAUGGGAAAUUAUUAUCCCGAAGAUUUCUUUGAAUAUAUUAUCAAUAAUUUAUGAACAAUUUGAUUAUGUUAAACUGUUAGAAACUAAAUCUACAAUGAAAAUUUAUAAAGAUCUGGUAUUAGAAUUAAUGAAUAUUUGUUGUAUGCAAUGUGGAUCACAUAUCGGAAAAUUUUUAUUGCCUGAAGAGAAACUUUCGAUUGAUUUUAAUAAGAUUGUGGAAUUAAGUGUUAGGAGAAGUAACGAUUUGGCAACUGUAACAGUUAGUGAGCAUCCAGAAUAUUUAUCAUUGACAUUUGAAGCUUAUUGUUUUUAUCAUAGAUUUCAAUUUCCAGCUCAUAUCUUAUUAUAUCAACCUAUUUUAUUGGCUAAAAAGUAUAAGAUGGUUAGUUCUAAUCUAAAUUUUUUAUUUGGGUUUUAUACUAGAUUAUUAAGUUUGAGUGGAUUAACUAUCGAUGGAAAACAUUGUCAAAGAGUAAGUUCAAUGUUUGAAAAGACUAUAAUAAUGGAUAUUGAAGAAGAUCAAAAGGAUUCACCAACUACAAAAUGUGAGAAACCCAAAGAGGAGUCAAAUGAAUUGUUUCCAACAAUCUCACCAGAAUUGGAAAAAUUAUAUAUCGAUGUUGAAGGGUAUACUACUGCAACCGAGAUUCAAGAAACUGAUACAGGUACGUCGACCAAAUUUUCUCAGCAAGUAGAUUCUUUAACCUCUCUAGAUGUAUCUGAAUUACAAAAGACGACUCAUCAAAAUAAUAAUGAUAGUGAUAAAGAAGAGAACGAUAAUGUUGCAAUCCAAAGUUUGCCCAGUGAAACAGUCUUGAACGGAAUGUGUGGUUCAAGUUCACAAUCAACCGAUCAUAACAGUUAUCUGAAGGAUUCGCUUUGGACAACUGACUUUGAGACUCAUGGUGUAGUGGGGAUUCCUCAUCAUUUUUCAAAAUCAUCCAGUUCUAAUGGGUUUCAAUUGAAUGAAAGUAUCAGAUCCUUAGAGGUGCAAUUAAGAACAAGUAAUUAUCUAUUUUCCAAAGAUUACGAUAGAAUCAAUGGACAAUUGAUCAAUGAAUCAAAGAUUAUCACUCAGAAAGAACAUAAUCAGAUUAGACAAAAGUAUGCACCACAGGAAACACAUAUUUGGAAAUUACAAAGAAGGUUAAAUUUACAUAGAGGACUAGUGGGUGGAUUCCCAACUAAACCUUGUGAGGAUUUAUUAAACCACAUCAAGAUUCUUAACAGAGCGAACACUGGGGACGUUCUUCCUUUCACAACAGCAAGGUUUGGUGUAGUCGAUACGUUCCAUUUAUUAAAUGAGAAUAAAGAAAGUAUAAUGGCAUUGUUUGACAAACAGCAGUCUACCGAACCAAACAACCCAGAAGAUGAACCCACAACCACAUUACAGAUUACCGACAGCAAGAAUCAUGACGAACCCCUAGCGCAAUUAACUGACACAAUAUAUAAAUAA